Molecule: messenger RNA, 653 nt
Organism: Neltuma alba
Lineage: Eukaryota; Viridiplantae; Streptophyta; Magnoliopsida; Fabales; Fabaceae
Product: tropinone reductase homolog At2g30670-like
Exons: 3
Molecular function (GO): oxidoreductase activity
Source: RefSeq, a predicted model, not a curated record
GUGAACAAUGCGGGAAAAAUCAUAACAAAACCAACCCUAGGCUAUACAGCAGAGGACUUCUCAUUCAUAAUCAGUACCAAUUUGGAAUCGGCAUAUCAUAUACGCCAACUUGCACACCCUCUUCUAAAAGCUUCAAACGCUGCAAGCAUUGUUUUCAUAUCCUCCGUUGCUGGGGUGACAGCUGUAAAUGGAAUAUCAAUAUAUAGUGCAACGAAAGGAGCAAUGAACCGGCUAACCAAGCACCUGGCAUGCGAGUGGGCAAAAGACAAUAUAAGGACCAAUUGCGUUCCACCAGGCCCCAUUAAGACUCGCCUCGCUGACGAAUUUUUCAAAGAUGAAAAGGGACAUGAGAAUUUCAUCAGAAGAAUUCCUUUGCAACGAAUAGGGGAGCCAAACGAGGUGUCUUCCAUGGUGGCAUUCCUCUGCUUACCCGCCUCAUACAUAACGGGACAGGCCAUUUGCAUCGACGGAGGAUUAUUUACAGUGUUUGGUUUGUGAGCUUUGGGCAGUCUUGGAAACAAAUAAAUAAAAAUUAGUUCCUUCUUAUGUUACAUAUCCUAGUGAUCACUCAAUAAUUCUUGUUUUAAUUUAUACAGAAACUAUUGUUUGAAUGGCGGUUGUACAAUUGAGUUCUCAUAAAUUUCACGACAGAG